Molecule: messenger RNA, 279 nt
Organism: Danaus chrysippus (African queen)
Lineage: Eukaryota; Metazoa; Arthropoda; Insecta; Lepidoptera; Nymphalidae
Source: the annotation of a GenBank genome assembly
AUGCCGCCGCGAGCACUCCACCGCACUGCACUGCACCGUCCGCACUCUCACUGGCCGUCACUGGCCGUCACUGGCCGCCACGGGUCGCCACUGGCCGGCGCGGGCGCGGGUCGCAGGUCGUGUGUAGGAGCGGCGCGUGUCGCGUGGCGCGUGUCGACUGUGAGUGAGCGUGGUGCGCUCUCCGCGGGGCUCGGCCGGAGACUGCGCGCGCGCCCCUCUCGGCCUCCGCCUUCCCUCCUCUUCCCUCCGCUGCAGUCGCUAGCGAUGGACGAACAUUGA